Gongylonema pulchrum is the source of this 393-nucleotide messenger RNA. Lineage: Eukaryota; Metazoa; Nematoda; Chromadorea; Rhabditida; Gongylonematidae. The record is from the annotation of a GenBank genome assembly.
AUGUUUUUCGACAUUUUAGUAGUGAAUUCGAUCGCACGCAUCCUAGGCACCGAAAGAGGACACGGCAAAGAAGACACAGUAACCAAUGUGCUUCAUUUCUUGCAAAAGCCGGAAGAUAAGGGCAAAAAGGCACCGAUGGCGAAAAAACGAUCGUCAUCUUCGAGAUCGUCAAAGAGGGGAAAGAAACAGAAGAGGACGGUAAAGAGAGCAAAGAAAGUAGGUGCAGCGAAGGAGACGGAGGAUGAGGAUUCCGACGACAACGAAAGUCAGAGCGGAGAGGAAUCGAGCGGCGGCGAGGAGGAGAACGAGACGAAGUCGGAGCUGAAGAGUCUGGUGAGCAGUGCAAAAAAGAAGGGGACCAGGAGUUCACGUGCUGAAACUAAACAGGACAAG